Molecule: messenger RNA, 3719 nt
Organism: Siniperca chuatsi (mandarin fish)
Lineage: Eukaryota; Metazoa; Chordata; Actinopteri; Centrarchiformes; Sinipercidae
Gene: r3hcc1l
Product: R3H domain and coiled-coil containing 1-like
Exons: 7
Coding region: 147-1184 (345 amino acids)
Source: RefSeq, a predicted model, not a curated record
CAAACGUGCUCACCAUCCAGACUGGUUCUGCUGCAGUGCCUUACAAGAACAACAUUUCCCAGAAUGCUUUUUGGUGUCUUCAGUGUGCGUCAGUAGUGCGACGAAAAUCUAUUGCUAAACAAACCAAACACGGAUGUUAUAAAAUAAUGGAGUUGGAACAGCAAAAAGAAGACUGUGCUCCAGCCCAGCCAACACCCACAUCUCCGUCUCAGUCAAAGAGGCCAAGUCAGGCUCUGUACGCCCCCAAGCAACGACUUCAUGGCUCCAAAGACAAAGCUCAGACUCAGGGAGAAGUUAAACCAAGACCCAGGCCUCGCUACACAGACAAGGCAAGGAAAAACGCCAAGAACAAGAAGGACAAGACUGCAGCAGCAGAUAAGGGAGCACCUGCUGGAGGAGAAGAUGGAGGUGAGAUACAGAAUGGUGACAGCAAGCCUGACAUAAAGGAAAAGCAGUUACAGGAUACAGAUGUGCAGGUUAAUGGGCACCCUGAUUCAGCCAGUGUGGAGAUGCUAGCAGAUGCUACCUCAUCUCUGGAAGCAACAUCUCUUCAGGAAGAAAAGGUGGAAGAGGAGAGUUGGGACACCUUGUUCAAUGAUGAUGGAGAUUGUCUGGAUCCACACCUGCUUGAAGAGGAAGGUAGAAAGAAGGGCUCAAUCCAGCAGCCCAGGUUUGAUUACUACAACAUGGACCGAGAUGAUAAUGAUGAUGAAGAUGACGACAUCGACCUCAGUGAGGACGAACUUUCUCACAUUGUGGAGAUCUACGACUUCCCUGCAGAGUUUAAGACAGAGGACCUUCUCAAGUUAUUUCAGUGCUACCAACAGAGAGGCUUUGACAUCAAGUGGAUUGAUGACUCACAAGCCCUGGGUCUCUUCUCAAGCCCCAUAGCAGCCCGUGAAGCUCUAAGAUCCAAACAUCCACUGAUGAAGUUGCGACCUCUCUCCAAAUCCUCCCCUGCUACAAAGGCCAAAGCCCGUAGCUGCUCAGACUACCUCCUUCCUGCUAAAGAGAGACCUCAGACGAGUGCAGCGCUGGCUCGCAAGCUUGUGAUCGGUGCCCUCGGUGUAAAGAGCAACCUGACAAAGGAGCAGCGCGAGGCAGAGAGGAAGAAACUCGAGCAAGCGAGAGAACAAAAGCGCCUGGCAGCCAAACAGAAGGAAGAUGCUUGGGACGGGAAGUGACCGCACAGAAAACUACUCCCCCCCCGUCUGUUUAGAUUCCUUGAUUCAGCAGAGGCUAAAGAAAAGCAAAAGUCUGUUUCUUCUCCUGCUGUUUUUUUUUCUUCAACUGGCCACUCCUUCCUACCACCACACUUCCCAAAAAUGGCUUCCCACCAUUUUUUCCUUCUUUCUGCCGCAGUCCUUCACCAACUGUUACUGAAUGUCUCAUAAUCCACUGUCCGAUUGCCUGCAGUGCAGAUGACAGCGUCCCGCUACUCUUCCCUCGCCUUUUAUGUUCAUACUUUGUCCAUGCAGGGACUGUUUCCUCUGUGCCAUGUCCAGGGCUAACACAACCGACCUUUCAUAUUUCUUAACAUUGUAACCACAGUCUGUAGCGAAGCACUGAGUCUGAUCUUUUGUAAAGGGUAACUAAUGCUUCAAAAGAAUUAUUUUUUUAAUAGAGUUUGUCUUUUUUUUUUUUUAUGUUUUUAAAAAUGACCCAUGAAAAUCCUCCUGUAAAUGUGAGGGCAGCAAAUCUUUCUGUUAAAGAAUCCGUAAUAUUAAAUUCAGUCAUAAUGAUACAGUACAUCAUUAUACUGUAUGUGAAGACAUUGUUGAGAUUAGACUAUGUUUUAGAGGUUGAAUUAAAAGUUGUCAUUUUCCCAAAAUGCAGCAUAUUUUACAGUCAAUUUGAUGCUCACUUUUAUCAAAGUUGGCCCUGUGAGCUCGUCUUAUUAAACAUUUUCUGAGAAGUAAAAAGCCCGCAGAGAAGCUGCUGCUGUUCUGGUCUGUCUGUUUAAAACCUAAAGGAGAAUGUAUUUUGUGUUGUGAGCUCAUCUGUACACAUUUUCAAUGAGAGGAGUCUUGUUGUCCAAGCAGUACUGAUGAUGAUGAUGAUGAUAAUGAUGAUAAGGUUGUCAUUUAUUCUGAAGAACAAAAUUCAACCAAAUAAGCUUUUAGUUGACAGACAUAUUUUGUCUUCAUCUCACUAGGGAGAAAAGAUGUUGUGAACACUGAGACUUUGGAGUCCUACCAUGUCCAUGUUCUAAAACAACCACACUAUUGUGUCCGUCCAGUAAUGGAGGCAACAAUUUAUCCUUUUCAAGACAUCGUGAAUACCAUACAUUUUACCCGGUGAUAGUACAUUAGAAAACUACAUGUUUCUGUUUUUCUUUUUUCCUGUAAAGUUGAGAUUUUGGACGUGUUAAAAAAAAAAAAAAAAGAUUUUACUAGCAACAGACGAUGCUUAUUGAAUUAAAUGUUUAACCUCAACCUCAGUUUCCUAAUUCAUAGUCAGCUUUCAUAAUUUAGCUUCCUGAAACACACACAUCCAGGCCCAGGAGACUUUUGCUUUUCAGACGCCUCCUCUGAGGCUUCACCCAUCCAACAACAGACCAUGUGGCACCGUCUCCUUCACCUCCUCAGCCAAUAAUUAAGUCUCAUUCUCCCAGCUUGGAGAAAGAGUUGCAAAUUUGUCAUUUGUUUUACUGCUAAUUAAACUUCAAACUAAAAUUUGCUGUUAACUUUUGGCCUCACUAGCUGCUAGCUGUUAGUGGAUAUGAAAACAUAAUAAUACAACAGAUUGUUGGGUACAUACAUGUUUGAAAAGGGGAUCAUUCAUGUUAAAACAUGUUGCCGGCAGACAUCAUUUAAUUAGGUUAAUCAGACUUUGUGUGAAAUUCAACUCUACCACUAAUAUAUAUCCAAAUCAGUGCAGUACAUUACUGUUGUAAGGAACCCAGUUUGUAUAACUGUUUUAGAUAAUUGGUUGAGGACGACUGAGACGCAGUGCCACGUGGCUCAUAGUGGGCUAAUUAAAGUGCUGCAGCCUCAGAGGAGGCACCAUUACAUGUACAGUUUGUGUGUUCAUUUUAAAUCAGUAGUUCACAAUGAGCUUGACAAAUUCAUAUUCAUGCUAUUCAAAUACAAUCUCUGCAGGUAAUUAGGAGUGAUUUGUUUAUGUUGUUGGCAGUACAUCAUACAUACUAGUUAGAUACAUUGUUAAGGUUGAUGAAAAUGCGUUUGACAGCAUGUGUUUUAAGUGUUUUUUAUGGACACAAGGGCAGGACAUAAAGCAGGGAAUAUCAGUUAGUGAGAGAAAUACUAUUUCAUUUAAUUUAACAGGGAGGUAUUAAAAACAACAAUGUUAGAAUUAUAUGUUACAGUUUUUAUUUAUGCCUGUUGUUAGACCAUUAUGUAAAGUUUUCCAGGAAGUGAAAGUAAUGAAAUAUAAAAGUAAAUAUGCCAAGAUGACAAAGAAAUUAUUUAUUUUGUUGUGAUUUUUACUAUUUACUUCUUUACGUCCAUGACAUUGAACUAAAUGAUCGUGUGAUUUGACUCACUCUCAUGCUCAUUCAUUUAACUUUAUGCAUAUCACUGUUAAGAAUUUGAAAACAAAAAGGCUGGGAAAGUCAACAACAAAAAGAUGAUGCAUCUAUUCAUUUUGUUUUGUUUCUUAGUUCUGUUUUUUUGUUGUAUGACUGAUCACCGAAAUGUGUUUUGAAGACAAAAAAAAAGGUCACAAAAUAAACUGUAUGUUGAUUUGUCGUCACUUCA